Molecule: messenger RNA, 6290 nt
Organism: Paramuricea clavata
Lineage: Eukaryota; Metazoa; Cnidaria; Anthozoa; Malacalcyonacea; Plexauridae
Source: the annotation of a GenBank genome assembly
AAAAUGGCGGAGUAUGCUGAGAACGUUUAUGCAAAACACAUUACGAAAGAUAAUCUCGAUGAAAGUGUAAGUAUAUAUUGAUUAUUGUCGCAUAAAAAGCCUGAUGUAAAAUGCAUUUGCAGAUAUAAGUGUCAAGUUUUCUUUCGACACAGAAAAUGCUGUUCAUUCAGUUUAUCCCUUUUUUUAUGAAAUGAGCGCAUCGGCGUACGAGACAGGACGAUAGUGCCCCCUCCUCCCGCUGAAAGGAAUUAGAAAACGGAGGAAAGUUGGAAAAAUGCUGGGGAAUUAUUAAAAUUCUCCAUAAAAAUUCGGGCAGACAUUUCAGUGACCCCAUGCAGGAUAGGAUCGGUUCCGUACUCUUAUGAAUGAACUUAAUGAUUUUAAUAAUAAUUUAUUUGAUUUACCACAAAAAAUAUAUAGAGAGAGGAUAUUACACGACGGCGCGAAGAUAUGACUUUUAUUUUCGAGUGGUGGAAACAAUAUUUUACGAACGAGCGCAGCGAGUGAGUAAAAUAUUGUUUUUAACACGAGAAGAUAAAAGUCAUAUCUUCAAGCCACCGUGUAUAAUGUUCUGUUUAUUAUAUAGUCCCAAGCAAAAAAUUGUGAAAUUUCACGCUCAAAAGCAAAUUGGAAAAAGUCACGACGUGACGUGAUCGAUAUCUUCACUAGUGAUGAUAUAUGGAAAAUAUCGAUCACUGUGUAUUUUUCAGUAUCUCACUCUCUACUAUAUAUAAUAAACAUAAUUAUACAAGUAUACCAACAAUCAACGAGGUAGCCCAUGUAUACAAGCCUUAUGGUUUCUAUUUGGGCUUUCCUCACCACAAUUAUUUUUGUAGCCUAUAUGUAUAAUUUUUUUUAUACACAUACAAAUUAAAAUAAUUGUGCUGAGGAAAGCCCAAAUAGAAACCAUAAGGCUUGUAUACAUAGGCUACCUCGUUGAUUUCAGAUUAAAUAAUUCAUGUGCAUGAUACUAGGGCAAAGAAUCAGAAUCACAUUUAUUUCACACCGGGUAUUUAAACUAAGGAUAACAUUCAGCAGAAUUUACUAAGUAUAUAUAGUUACAAAACCAAACCCACAUAUUAAAAUUACUAUAUUAAACAAAGUUAACGUACAGUGAUCAAAGUUAUUAUAUAAAAGUAUAUGACGGCGACAUAACAGAACUGUGUAAGUAUUUAUAUUUGCGAAUAAAUAAGGAAUUGACUAUACCUAUUCUUAAAAUUAGAAACUAAAUUUGACUUUUUUAUAUGGUAAGGAAUUGUCUCCCAAAUUUUUGAUGAAAUAAAUCUAAAAGUAAAGACUCCAUAAUUUGUUCGAGCUUUCGACCUAAUAAAAUCUGCCUUUUAGAUGUUCGACUUUAAGAAUGGAAUGAAUAGAUAGUCGAAUAAGAAUGGUUGAACCAAAUUACUAAAUAUGUUGAAGUUAUAUGUAUUAACGAGAAGAAAGAAACGACCUUAACUUAGAUUGAAAAUUAAAAAUAGAAUAGAUGAUGAAUUAUACGUAUAUCGCGGGAUUGAACGUAUUGAAAAAUUUUGGUUCUUGAUAAUUAACAGAAAAUUGAUGAGUAUUUGUCCUGCAAUAAAGGACAACGCAUGAAUUUAGAUUUCAGUUGCUAAAAUUUUGUUCAAGUUCUUAGUGAAACCAUUUCCUUUUGUAUCAAAAUACGAAAUUAUAAACUUCAUGCAUUCUGUAUUAUAUAUGUGCAGUUGCAUGAGUAACAACUCAAGCCUGUGUUUGCAUAGGUUCAUUGUUCAUUUGUUAUGACCCAUAGCAGGUCUAUAGUAGUAUAGAACUGCAACGAUAUGAUAUGUAACGAUCUUUCCCAUCUAUAUUAAAAAGGAAUAAAUAGAAGAUUUUAGACGGUUGCGAGGAGAUAUGGAUUUUAUGUUCGAGUGGCAAAAACAAUAUAUAUAUAUGAGAUAUUGUUUUUAACACGAGAACAUAAAUCCAUAUCUUCUCGCAACCGUUUAAUGUUCUGUUUAUUAUAUGGAAUUAUUCAGAGUGACAAUUAAAUACACGCAAAGAGGACAUGUAAAUAAGCACACGAAAGACCAGUAUAAAAGCGAUAUUUUUUAAAUUAUAGUGCAAACAUAAAACUAGAAUAAAUUUUACUUAUCUCAAGAUAUCUUUUAAAUGUUUUCGUUUUAUUCCCAACGUUAAUUUCGUUUUCAGUAUAUACGAACCAAAGACCAUUUGUAUUUUCCGCAAAACAACAACAGUCAACAAUGAAAAUGGCGGGAAAUUUUCGAACUUCGUAUGUCACUCGCAAGCGUGAAAUACGGAAAAUACGCGCAUCUGGUCCCGGAUGUAGUGGCAUAUAUGCAGAGUUCUACGAGUGUUUUAGUUUCCAUAUAAUAAAUGUUAUUAUUUUACAGUAUGUUUACUUCGAUGCUGUUGGAGGGAAUGUUUCGACGCUAAUCGAUAAUCUUGAUGGAUUUUCUGAUGGUGUCACUUUCACCACAAGUGCUGUUCAAACGCCUACAGAUCUCUACCAGUACAGUAUGUUGAAUUUUCUCUCUUAAAAUGCCAGUAACAUUUUUGUUGUCCCCAGUACUUGAAGAGUUUUCACUUGCCGAGUUUUCAAAUGAAAUCGUUUUUGUAAAAUUAUGUUCUUAUAAUGAGCCAUGCAAACCCACCCUCUCAACAUUCCGUGUGGGAGGAAUAGGCUAUUCCAACUUUUAAUUUAUGCGCGCAGGGGGUGACGGGAAGUAAGGUAUCAUAUUGCUGGUUAUGCUGAAAAAUUUCCAUAAAAACUGCCGAAACAACCGAAAUAUUUCGAUAUUUACAAGUAUAAGCUAUCACUCCGUGUUUACAGGGCCACCAUUUUUAUUUUUUCAGCACAUUCAGCAAUAUGAUACCUCACUUCCCAUCCCCCACUAAAAGCUGGAGUUGCCUAUUCGGAGUACUCGGAGGAAACCUAUGGUUUUCGAUAGAGCGUUGACUCACACAGGAAGCAUUGACGUCACAUCCCACGAUCUCAGAGAUGAAAGGCGCUUACUCCAGCGAUUGCGUCAGCGAUUUAACCACUGACCUGUUUGGAUUCCUGAUCGAUUUCCAGAUUGAUUCCAAUCUGUGCACAUGGACUGGGACCGCGGAACAGGGAAGCCGGGGGUGGGGGGCAUGCCCCCCACUUUUUCGGUGGAUAAUAGAAAUUAACGGAUAAAAUUCAGCCUGCCUGCGUUGAAUAGCUGUGUCCCCCCCCACUUCAAAACAAGCUCCGCGGUCCCUGAUGGAACAAACUUUACGACCGUCAAUUUAUUUCACAUUUGUAUAGCUUCACUUAGAGCGGUAUAAUAUCUCAUCAUCUUCAUAAUUAUAUAACUGGAGUAACAUCGCCCAACAGGUGACACUGGAUCUUUAACGGAAACAAUCGCCUACAUGUACAACCCUGAAACUUUAACUCUAGUAUGUCACACUACUGGCCAGAAAACAUUACUACGCAUGACCAGAAAAAUAAACAUUUUGCAUAAAUCUAAUACUCAUUUCAGCUAUACCGUUCUUUAUAUCAUGUUUCGCUCACUACUCUGGUUUAAAUAAAUGACUACAACGCCCAGUCGAAUUGUAAUCAAGACCCAACGUUUCGACACUCCAGUCUAGUGUCUUCAUCAGGGGUGAUCUAAAGUUGCAAUUGUGGCUUCUUAAAUACCCAAGGGAUGACGUCACCUGCCAGUGAGAUGCAUAUAUUCCUCUGGCAAAUAGGCACCGUCAUCCCUAUUCAAAGCAUGAUUACUCAUAUUUAUAUGCCACGCUUCUAGGCAAAGUCUUUGACCAUAGCGAUUGUUUGUGGUAAUUACUUUAGAGUUUUCCCACGCAAUCACCAAACACGAGAUUGCGUGGAAAAACUCUAAAGUAAUUACCACAAACAAUCGCUAUGGUCAAAGACUUUGCCUAGAAGCGUGGCAUAUAAAUAUGAGUAAUCAUGCUUUGAAUAGGGAUGACGGUGCCUAUUUGCCAGAGGAAUAUAUGCAUCUCAUUGGCAGGUGACGUCAUCUCUUGGGUAUUUAAGAAGCCACGAUUGCAAUUUUAGAUCACCCCUGAUGAAGACACUAGACUGGAGUGUCGAAACGUUGGGUCUUGAUUACAAUUCGACUGGGCGUUGUAGUCAUUUAUUUAAACCAGAGUAGUGAGCGAAACAUGAUUGAUAUACCUGGUUGCAGUGAACGAACGUUCUUUGUAUGUUAUAACCUAAUAAUUAUAUCCAGAUCUAUUGGACAGCUUUCAUAUGGUGUUCUACAUAAUCUGUGUUUGUUUUCAGCUUCUGAAAUCUUGAACUCUAUUGCUUGGACAGAUAAAUUAGACAAGAAGUUCAAAGAAAAUUUUGGCAAUAAAAGUAUCAAAGCGUGGCAGUAUAUUGGAUUGUCAAAUGGCGUUUAUCGCUUUUAUCCUGGUACGAUCAGUUUUGUAAAAUUAUACUCAUUAAAGACGUAUAUACAGUUUGUCUUAGUCGAAGGGAGGAGAGAUGAUUGUGUUUUAUUGACAAAGUUGAAAUUAGUCAAACCUCACUUCUGCUUUGGAAUCAGAGUUGUAGACUCGAUUCAUGUGACUUGACUUGUUAACUAGAUGAACGACUUGUGAUUUGACUUGGACUGGAACAAAAUUGAACUGGAACAAAAUUGACUUGCAAUUUGAUUUGGACUUGCAAGGAAUGACUUGUUGCCAGAUCUAGUGAAAAUUAACUUUUCUACAACUUGCACUGAAAAUUCAUCUGCGCACAGUGGCUAUAUAUACAUAGUGCAGCAAGAUUGGCAUAUCGCAGUAUGACUGUGGGCUAGUGUCUAAAAAGAACUGAACAGAAUGACUUGCGACUUGACUCAGUCAAAGACAAAAUGACUUGACUUGCUCAUAGAGGUACGGGAGGGAAACAAUUUGCGUCAUAAACAUCCCAUAAUUUCUGUCGACAGAGAGGGGGUCUCGUCGCCGGCGAAAAUUUCGCAAGACAUCAGUUAAGACAUUUUCACAGCGUUAUAAAUUUCUUCCAUUUUCGACGAUUUUAAUACUCGUCGCGCCUCCCGUUCAUCAUUUGCCCGAUUUUUAAGUUGAAUUGCCAGAUGUUUUAGUACAAUAGCCCGAUUUUUAAGUACAAUCUGUUCGAUUUUUAAAUACAAUCUGCCCCCCCCCCCCCCCUGGUACGCUCAUUUCACUUGCUACUCUGAGUGAAUGACUUGCGACUUGGACUCGGAACUAAGUGACUUGUGUGACAACUAAGUGACUUGUGACAACUAAGUGACUUGUGACAACUAAGGGCCUGUUUAUAUGGAAGCCGGGCUGGCCCGCUUAGCGAGACAGCCCGGUAAGUGGGAUGAAUUUCUCUUGUGUUUAUAUGAGAAAAUUUCAUCCCGCUUGCCGGGACAAUUUUGUUACAUUGAUAUUGUUUUGACAGUUGUUAAAAAUAGCUUGCGGCGGUAUCUUUGAACUUUCAUCCCGGCAACCGGGCUAGCCCGCUUGUGAGUGUUUAUAUGAAGAAAUUUUCAUCCCGGUAAGCGAGAUCUCGCCUCUUUCAAGCGAGAUAUCGGCAACCGGGCCAGCCCGCUUGUCCAUAAAAACGCACGAUAAUUUUUACUAUAAAAAUAACUACACAACGAGAUCUCGCUUACCGGGCUGUCUCGCUAAGCGACCCAGACCGGCUUCCAUAUAAACACGCCCUAAGUGCAUGACUUGUGACAAUGUGACUUUAAUACUUGCACUUGCAAAAUAAGGCAUGCUUGAUCGAAGCAUGUACAUUAAUGAGUUAAAAAGAGGGAUGGCCAGAUAGAAUGGUUGAAUUCCCAAGGAUCUUGAGUGUCUUUAGAUCAAAUUAAAAAGGUGGGGGUAUUGCAGGUUGCAUUUGAUUGUGGCUUUCGUUAACUUAAAUUAUCCGUCUUAUUUCCAGCGCAUGGUCUAUGGUACGCUGGCCUAUAGCACCCUUCCGGAAACCACGUUACUUUGGCUAUGCAGCCUCGUGUGACAUAGGUAAAACCUAGCAAUGCACGAAAACAAGGCACUUUAGCCAGGGUAGUCUACUUUUCAGAAGUGUGUAUUUCCAUUAAUAACUUUCUUCAAAUGAAAUGAAAUACAGCUGAUUCUUGCUCUUGAUACAUUUCAAACCUAAUGCUUAUCGAAUUUUUUUAAAAAAUUCAUUAUAUAACCAUUGCCUGUUAAUUAUUACGUGAUCUCGGGAAGUCUAAAUGCGUAAAGUUAAUGUGUAAAUUGUACUAACAUAUAAUCUUGGAUGUUUUAGGCGCCUCUUGGCCUAAGGGAAGCCGCAAUUUAAUGCAGUACUAUGACGUUCGCCAAAGACCUUGGUAUGUUCUAGG